Haliotis rubra (blacklip abalone) is the source of this 2162-nucleotide messenger RNA. Its product is annotated as AFG1-like ATPase. The annotation marks the transcript as partial. NCBI's taxonomy places the organism in Eukaryota, Metazoa, Mollusca, Gastropoda, Lepetellida, Haliotidae. Gene Ontology annotation, cellular component: mitochondrion; cytoplasm. The transcript is spliced from 11 exons. The record is from RefSeq and is a predicted model, not a curated record. Gene Ontology annotation, molecular function: ATP hydrolysis activity; ATP binding.
AUCACUCCAGAAAAUGGUAACAACUCGGCAACGGACAGCUUGACAGAAGAAGUAACUUUUCAAGGUUACAAUGGCCCCUUGGCAGCAUAUCUGUCAAAGAUCGAGACUGGAGAGCUGAGGAAGGAUGAUUAUCAGAGAGAGGUGGUGUCAUAUCUAGAAGACCUGCAUUUGCAGCUCAAAGAAUACAAACCUCAGUCACAGAAUGCCUCCUGGUUGCAGAGUCUAGGAUUUGGCUCCUCUCAGCAAGUUUCAGCUCCUCAGGGCCUUUACUUGUAUGGAAGUGUUGGUUGCGGGAAGACGAUGCUGAUGGACAUGUUCUUCCAUACAUGCUCAGUGAGGAGGAAACAACGAGUCCACUUCCACAAGUUUAUGUUAGAUGUACACAGGCGAAUCCAUGAGUUGAAGCAUAGCCAGCCCAAACACAGGAACGUAAAGAGAUCCCAGGCUUUCGACCCUAUAGCUCCUGUAGCCGAUGAAAUCAGUGAAAGCACCUGGCUGUUAUGUUUUGAUGAAUUCCAAGUAACAGACAUUGCCGAUGCAAUGAUUCUAAAACGGCUGUUCACAGAGCUGUUUGAAAAUGGCGUUGUUGUUGUGGCAACUUCAAACAGACAUCCAAAUGAUCUCUACAAGAAUGGUCUACAACGUGCCAACUUUGUGCCUUUCAUAGGGAUAUUGAAGAACUACAGCAAAGUUGUAUGUCUCGACUCAGGAGUCGACUAUCGUAUGAUGACACUUCCAGCUGAAGGAAGGACGUAUUUCAUAAAGUCUAUGUGUGAUAGCCAGUAUGAAGUCGACAGAGUGUUUGAAGAUCUACAUGAAGAGUCAGAAUUAAUACGUCCUCGGACUCUGAGAAUCCUGGGCCGUGAUCUGAAACUGCCAGUCACGUGUGGUCGAGUUCUGGACUCAUCAUUCAGCCAUUUAUGCCAGACUGCACUAGGUGCCGUAGACUACCUCCGUAUCAGCCAGGAGUUUGACGUCGUCAUCAUUAGAGACAUCCCUCAAAUGACUCUACAGAACAAAACUGAGGGCAGGAGGUUCAUCACGCUCAUUGACAAUUUCUAUGACAAUAAGGUGAAGGUGGUUUGUUCAGCUGAAGCUGAGGCCAAGCACCUGUUCUCCGCAGGCACUCUCAGCCAUCAUGAUGAGCAGGCCAACAUGGCACUGAUGGAUGAUCUAGGAAUUCAGGCUACUUCCGACAAAGCCAAAUCCAGCAUCUUCACAGGGGAGGAGGAGCUAUUUGCAUUUGACCGUACAGUGUCAAGACUGACCGAGAUGCAGACCGAGGAAUACUGGAACCAUGACAGGGCUUGGACACAGGAGAAUGAUGGGAAAUCUCAGACACAUACAGAGAAUGCUGGGAAACAAGAUGCUCCGAGUUUAUGAUGAUUGUUGGUUUUAGAGUUAAACAUUGUUUUUUAUUAGGGCUAUACUAAUACACAGAAUUUAAAAAAAAUUAUAUAAUCCUUUUGUUUGUGUGAAAGGUGCAAAUGUGUGAUAUAGAGAGAGAUUUUAUACAUGUUCAUGUGUUUUAAAUAGAUUUUAAUGAUUAAACGAGGAGAAACUUACUAAGAAUAUUGAUUACAUAUAUAAAUGCAUCUGUGUUUGAAGUUGCCGUGUGAAUUUAUCUAGGAUUAUAGUCAAAUCACACAGCUAUUGAGAUGUAACAUCAUGGAAGGGAUGUAAUACGAUUUGUAUCCUGAUACUUUAUUUAUAUUAUGAGUGAGUGAGUUUGGUUUUACGCUGCUUUUAGCAAUAUUCCGGCAAUAUCACGGCAGGGGACAGCAGAAAUGGGCUUCACACUCUGUACCCAUGUGGGGAAUCGAACCGUGUUUUCAGCGUGACGAGCAAACGCUUUAACCACUAGGCUACCCCACAGGCCCGUAUAUUAUGAAAGAUGAUGUUCUUACUUUUGGCAGGUGAAUCACAACCUUGCACACACCCCACCCUAUUGCUAAAGGUGGCUCACUCACUCAUUCACUCACUGAUUAGUCGACUUGUCAGAUCGAUGCACAGUAUCUUCCUGCACAGGUCAUGCAUUACUGUGAUAAAUACAGAUGGAUGAUUAAAGUACUGUCGGAAAUAGAAAAAAAACUGUUUUUAGGCUGUUACUCUGUAUCUCUAAAAUUUACACAACUGCAAAUAGCAUAUGUCGAAAUAUACCA